Messenger RNA from Tachyglossus aculeatus (Australian echidna), 3535 nucleotides. It is a transcript of the gene ANTXR2, whose product is annotated as ANTXR cell adhesion molecule 2. The record is from RefSeq and is a predicted model, not a curated record. Gene Ontology annotation, molecular function: signaling receptor activity. Gene Ontology annotation, cellular component: membrane. Lineage: Eukaryota; Metazoa; Chordata; Mammalia; Monotremata; Tachyglossidae. The transcript has 17 exons. Bases 1762 to 3216 code for a protein of 484 amino acids.
GUCCAAACGGCCGGGACCAGCCCGCCCACCACCGGGCCCUCCCUACGCUGGUGCCCGCCGCACCCGCUGCCGCCCCCCACCUCCUGACUGUCUUCAGGGAGCCCCCGCCGCCCGUCUGACGGUUUUCAGGGACCCCCCACCGCCCGUCUGACGGUUUCAGGAACCCCCCCCCGCCCACUAACUUCUGCCGGGCUGAAGAUCGGCCGGGACACUCCGCUGCCUGCAGGAGCACCCCCCAAACUCUGCUGGACUGACGGUCAGAUGGGACACCCCACUGUCCCCUAGGACACCCCGAUAAAUUCUGCAGGGCUGAAGAUCCCCCGGGACCCCCCAAUGCCUGCAGGAGCACCCCAUUAACAUCUGCUGUCCAGACAGUCUGCUGGGACAUCCCCCUGUCCCCUAGGACACCCUGCUAACUUCUGCUGGGCCGAAGAUCCGCCGGGACCCCCCAGUGCCUGCAGGAGCACCCCAUUAACAUCUGCUGCCCAGACAGCCUGCUGGUACACCCCACUAUCCCCUAGGACACCCUGAUAACUCCUGCUGGUCUGAAGAUCUGCUGGGACACCCCGUUGCCUGCAGGAGCACCCCCCAAACUCUGCUGGACUGAUGGUCAGCUGGGACACCCCACUGUCCCCUAGGACCCCCCGAUAACUCCUGCUGGGCUGAAGAUCUGCUGGGACACCCCGUUGCCUGCAGGAGCACCCCCCAAACUCUGCUGGACUGACGGUCAGCUGGGACACCCCACUGUCCGCUAGGACACCCCGCUAACUCCUGCUGGGCUGAAGAUCUGCUGGGACACCCCGUUGCCUGAAGGCGCACCCCACUAAACUCUGCUGGACUGACUGUCAGCUGGGACACCCCACUCUCCCCUAGGACACCCCGAUAACUUCUGCUGGGGUGACUGUCAGCUGGGACACCCCACUGUCCCCUAGGACACCCCGCUAACUUCUGCUGGGCUGAAGAUCCGCCGGGACACCCUGCUAACUUCUGCUGGGCUGAAGAUCCGCCGGGACACCCCAAUGCCUGCAGGAGCACCCCACUAAACUCUGCUGGACUGACGGUCAGCUGGGACACCCCACUGUCCACCAGGACACCCCACUAACUUCAGCUGGUCUGAAGAGCCGCCGGGACACCCCAGUGCCUGCAGGAGCACCCCACUAAACUCUGCUGCCCAGACGGCCUGCUGGGACACCCCCCCACUGCUUACAAGAGCACCCCAUUGAUCUCUGCUGGUCAGUUGGCCUGCUGAGACACCCCACUAUCUUCAGGAGCACCCCGCUAACCUCUGCUGGUCAGACGGUCUGCUGGGUCAGCCUGCUGAGACUCCCCACUGUCUGCAGGAGCACCCCCCUAACCGCUGCUGGUCGACUAGGACACCCUGCCAAACUCUGGUCGGACGGCAUGCCGGGACGCCCCACUAGCUACAAGAGCACCCCGCUAAACUCUGCCGGUCAGACGGGCUGCCGGGGCACCCCACUGUCUGCAGGAUCACCCCGCUAAACUCUGGUCAGACGGCCUGCUGGGACACCACACUGUCUCCUAGGACGUCCCGCUAAACUCCGCUGGUCAGGCGGCCUGUUGGGACACCCCACUAUCUUCAGGGGCACCCCUCCAUCUGACGAUCUUCGGGGGCACUGUAGUUGUGAGGGAUUUGGGCCGAGUCGGCGGGCUCCGCGACUCCCUUUGUGUUGGGCAGCCUCCGGCCAGUCCUCGUCCUUGACCGCUCCGUUCAUUGGGGGUCGCCAAGGGGAAGGGGCCGGGAUGAUGGGGUCCGAGCCGUGCCGGGCCGGGUGGGCCCUCGGGGGGCUGCGGCUAGCCCUGGCCCUGACGCUGAUCAGCCUGGGACAAGCCCAGGACCAGUCGUCGUGCCACGGCGCCUUCGACCUCUACUUUGUGCUGGACAAGUCUGGCAGCGUGUCCGAGAACUGGAUCGAGAUCUACGAUUUUGUCCAGCAGCUCACGGACCGAUUUGUCAGCCCACGGAUGAGAUUUUCCUUCAUCGUGUUUUCCUCCCAAGCGACUAUCAUUUUGCCGUUGACCGGUAGCAGAAAUGAAAUAAACAAGGGCCUCACAGAUCUAAAACAAGUCCAACCGGCAGGAGAGACGUACAUACACUUAGGAAUACAAAAGGCAAAUGAACAAAUUCAAAACGCGGGAGGGCCGAAGACCUCCAGCGUGGUGAUCGCCCUGACGGACGGUAAACUGGACGGGAUGGUGCCGUUGCUUGCGGAGAAAAUGGCGGCUGAAUCCAGAAGCUUGGGAGCCCGAGUUUAUUGUGUCGGGGUUCUUGAUUUUGAACAAGAGCAGCUGGAAAAAAUCGCAGAUUCCAAAGACCAAGUCUUCCCCGUCACUGGAGGAUUCCAAGCCCUGAAAGGAAUAAUCAAUUCCAUAUUAGAACAAUCAUGUACAGAAAUAUUGGAAUUGAAGCCAUCAAGUGUCUGCGUGGGGCAGGAGUUUCAGGUUGUUCUACAAGGCAGAGGGUUCAUGCUUGGCAGAAGAGGAGAGAGCGUGACCUGCACGUAUGCUGUAAACAAGACAAUCAUUAACGAAAAGCCGAUAAGUGUUCAAAGCAAUUCCGUGCUCUGCCCAGCCCCCACCUUACACCAAGUUGGCGAAACCCUAGAUGUGUCUGUGAGUUUGAACGAAGGGCAGUCUAUCAUCUCGAGCUCCUUGACAAUCACAGCCGUGGAAUGUUCCAGCGGAGCAGCGGUCGUCAUCGCCAUCCUGGUGCUGCUGUUGCUGCUUGCCAUCGGCCUGCUCUGGUGGUUCUGGCCCCUUUGCUGCAAAGUGGUCAUCAAGGACCCCCCUCGACCGCCUCCGCCAGCCCCUAAAGAGGAAGAAGACGAUCCUCUGCCGAACAAAAAGUGGCCCACCGUGGACGCGUCCUACUACGGGGGCCGAGGAGUCGGAGGGAUUAAAAGAAUGGAGGUUCGCUGGGGUGACAAGGGUUCCACUGAAGAAGGCGCGAGGUUGGAAAAAGCCAAAAAUGCGGUGGUGACUGUCCCCGAAGAGGCAGAAGAAUCUUUCAGUCCCAGGCCUCCGAGACCCAAACCCACCUACCAGGCUCCUCAGACAAAGUGGUACACCCCGAUUAAGGGUCGGCUCGACGCGCUCUGGGCUCUGCUGAGGCGGCAGUAUGACCGGGUUUCUCUGAUGCGACCGCAGGAAGGAGAUGAGGGCCGAUGCAUCAACUUCUCCCGAGUGUCAUCUCAGUGAAUGAGAAACAGGGGGACCGGGAAGGUACGAAGAGGGGAGAACAGCCUCACCGCCAAUUUGACCCCAUAUACGGACCGUUGAGCCCUUCCCUGAAUUCCUCAGGACCUGGAUCUGUCUGCCUUUGCCCAGAGAGUUCUUGCCCGCCAUCUUCUCCUUCUCAGAUGCCGCCAGCCAACUCUGCCUGCACCAAACUGCCUCCUCACUUGUCCCGUCCUCUCCUGAGGAACCCCGAACACGGUGAUGGUGGCGAUGGGCGAUUUUUGGCAACGGACCCGUAGGGCAGUGGUUGUGACAGAAACUCCGCUCCACGUGCUUAGGA